UUUAACAGAGCAUGCUGUACUGUUUGUCAAAUAGCAUACCUUUCUACCCAUAUAAUAUUCUGUUGUUGAUUUGUGUUAGGCCUUGUUUUAUUAAACAGGUUUAAAUUCUCAAAUGUUGUUUUACAAACGAACCACGAUCUUUUUAUCAAGUACAAGUAGGGGUUUGUGCUGUUGAUAUGCUGUUACUAUGGCUGAUAAUUGGAGGUUUUAAAAUGAUUUAUGAUCUUUCUUUAGGGAAGAUAUAGUGUGGAACAUAAAGGUCACAACCACAUCAUACAAAAACUGGGUCUGAUAUUUUUCUCAGCGAAGAUUGGACUAGCAGAGUCGAAUAAGCAGUCUCGUAUCGUUUACAAUGUGGGUGGGAAAUGGGCAAGAAAAUUGAAAUUGCUGUCAGCUGGGAAUCCUAGCUUUGCAACAUCCAGGGGUUUUGUAAUGUACGCAUUGGAAAUACGAGUUAGUCACCUACUCCAGAGAGAAUCAGAACAAUGUCCUACGUUUUUGUAAACGACUCAUCCCAGACGAAUGUGCCGCUGCUGCAGGCUUGCAUUGAUGGGGAUUUUAACUAUUCCAAACGACUGUUAGAGAGUGGUUUCGACCCAAAUAUUCGUGACAGCCGAGGCCGAACUGGCCUUCACCUUGCUGCAGCCAGAGGAAAUGUAGACAUUUGUCAACUCUUACAUAAAUUUGGUGCUGACCUACUAGCCACUGAUUACCAAGGUAACACAGCCCUUCACCUGUGUGGGCAUGUGGAUACCAUCCAGUUCCUAGUUUCUAAUGGACUUAAAAUUGAUAUUUGCAACCACCAAGGUGCAACACCGCUUGUUCUUGCAAAACGAAGGGGUGUGAAUAAAGAUGUGAUUAGACUGCUGGAAUCUUUAGAGGAGCAAGAGGUGAAAGGAUUUAACAGAGGAGCUCACUCAAAGCUGGAAACGAUGCAAACUGCUGAAAGCGAAAGUGCGAUGGAAAGCCAUUCCCUCCUUAAUCCAAACCUACAGCAAGGCGAAGGAGUUCUUUCCAGUUUCCGCACAACGUGGCAAGAGUUUGUUGAAGACCUGGGCUUCUGGAGGGUGCUGCUCCUCAUCAUUGUCAUUGCUCUUCUCUCGCUCGGGAUAGCCUACUAUGUUAGUGGGGUGCUUCCUUUUGUAGAAAACCAGCCUGAACUGGUGCACUGAAGCAAAUGCAAAGAAGUGCACUGUGCUUUUCCCUGUUCUAAUCUUAUUUUGAGCUUUUGGAAUUAUUCUGUUGGUGCAGGCAGUGGCAGCUGUAUAUACUGUUUGCCUUUUGUACAUAUUAACCCCUUUGAAAGAGGGAUUCAUUCAUUUCAAGUAAAACACUAAAUUCUAAAGCAUUCCUGAGCUACCUCUGACUUGACUUGCAAGCAAGAUGAGAAGAUAAUCCUCUCUGUUGAUAAAAUAUUAUGAUUAGAAAAGGCCUUUCAUGAUGAAUAUUAAAUUCCUGGGCGUGAAAAAUGUAUCCUAUUACAGAACCAAAUUUCAUUUAUUUUCCCUGUGAAGAGACGUAAAUCCACUGUUGCAUUUUUUUGUGUGUGCUUCCGUUGAAAGAGAAUUUUCUUUUAAAUGUUCUCCUCGAGAAAUCUGAAUAAUAUAAUAAUGCAUUCUGAUAUAUAGACAGUAAUAAGCUACAACCUUAUAGUUGUUUUAGUGCCUCCCCAUAGUUUCAUAUCUGCUAGUUUAUAAAAGGAAUGAUAAAUAGUUCAAGUUUUGCUAUGUCUUUAAUGUAUAGAUCACUCCUUUAUUUAUUAGGUUAUAUUACUGUUUCUUCCCCGGAUGAAUUUGAUGUUGUUAAUACCUGCCUGAAGUAAAUUUUGUAGAACAAAGCAGUUUCUUGUGCUUUGGAAAUAAACUUGUUUCAGCCUUGGGCUGAAAAUUUUACCUUUUUGUUGAAAAGUUACUGAGCUAACUUUUCUUUGUAAGGGUGAUUACACAGUGAUUUAGGUGUUGUGCUCCGUAUUUAAUAAUUCUGUAAGGCCAUUGUCUUUGUGAAAUAUGUCAUGAAGGAUAACUUCCUCCCACAGGGACCAGGCUGAACUAUGUAAUUAUAUCAUUUUUACGUUUGUGGCAAGGACUUGAUUCAAUAGGACUCCUUUCUAGAAUUGUUUUCCGUUCCAGUUGUUUUCAAACAGCACUUACAGGCUUAUGAAUUAUUUCCUGAGUAUGCAGAAUAAAAGUAUGUAAAAUGUUAAUAUUUAGGAACAUUGUGUGAAAUGAAUUUUUGACCCAUUCUGUACUUAGUUGUGAAGUCCUGUUUGUAAAUAACAUAAGGAUGUGAAUCAGUUAAAAUUCUCUUUUAUGAAGACUAGAAAGGUACUACAUAGUAAGUUGGAGGUUUUCAAAUAAAACAUUCUCUCUUUCCGUGCUGAUUAGACAUCUAACUCCCUCCGUUACCAUUGUGUUGAAAAUCCCAAACAAUAGAAAUUCUGCAAACCUAAUGAAUACUUUUUUUACUUAGCUGAUCCUAAACUGUUACUAAAUAAGAUAAAAGCUUUUAUAAAAUUAUAGAUUACAAUAAGUAUUGAUAGAAGUAACCCCCAUCUCUGUUCUGCUACCAUGUAUAUUUUUCCUUCUUGUUUAUGGGUUUGAGUGAAGAGGGUUGUUGGCUUUGUUUUGAGGUGUGAUAUGUGCCUCACUGAACUGGGCCAUAUUCUAAACUGUAUCUGAAUAAUCCUUGUUCUGAUUUCUUAAGUAAGAGGUUGAUGAAAUGAUACUUUUCUAGCAGCUGCAAUGCCGCAGAAAGGAGAGCUUCUUAAAAAAAAAAACAGAACAAAACAUCUGUACAUCUGUUUGUGAACAGAGACAUAUAAACUCAUAGUAUGCCUAAAUUACAUUUACUUCCCUAAGUAAGUACUUUUCUGUUAAUAAUACUCUGUAUCUUGAACAAUCAUGUUGUUUUUCAGUAUGUUUUAUCUGCAUAAUUUGUAAUUGUAUUCUCAGUGUGGGUGAAUGCCACGAAUAAAUAUAUGUAGUAAA
Messenger RNA from Columba livia (rock pigeon), 2987 nucleotides. It is a transcript of the gene ANKRD46, whose product is annotated as ankyrin repeat domain 46. Bases 486 to 1172 code for a protein of 228 amino acids. The transcript has 4 exons. The record is from RefSeq and is a predicted model, not a curated record. Gene Ontology annotation, cellular component: nucleus. Gene Ontology annotation, molecular function: protein binding. NCBI's taxonomy places the organism in Eukaryota, Metazoa, Chordata, Aves, Columbiformes, Columbidae.